Histoplasma capsulatum G186AR is the source of this 537-nucleotide messenger RNA. Its product is annotated as mitochondrial inner membrane protease subunit 1. NCBI's taxonomy places the organism in Eukaryota, Fungi, Ascomycota, Eurotiomycetes, Onygenales, Ajellomycetaceae. Gene Ontology annotation, cellular component: membrane; mitochondrial inner membrane peptidase complex. Bases 1 to 537 code for a protein of 178 amino acids. Gene Ontology annotation, molecular function: serine-type endopeptidase activity. The transcript is spliced from 2 exons. The record is from RefSeq and is a predicted model, not a curated record.
AUGAAUGGCCGCACACUGACCGCCCUGAAACAGCGGACGGUCCCUACCGUCCUAGCUGCGGUGGCUAUCACCGGCGGCUGGAAACUCUUCAAUGAGCACUGCUAUUCAUACCAGGCGUGCUCCGGCCCCUCCAUGUACCCAUCCAUAAAUUUCCGGGGUGAAUGGCUCCUCGUGUCCAAGUUCCACAAGCACGGGAAAGGGGUCGAGGUGGGGGAUCUCGUCAUGUUCAAGAAUCCACUUUUUCGAGGACGGACGGCGACCAAGCGGGUUCUGGGAAUGCCUGGUGAUUUUGUGCUGAAGAAUGCGCCAUCAGUCGGCGAUGAUGCGACUGGGGAUGAGGAUGCGGAGAUGAUAAGGGUGCCAGAAGGCCAUAUCUGGGUUAUUGGCGAUAAUUUGCCCUGGUCAAGGGACUCGAGAUUCCACGGACCACUCCCAUUGGGGCUAGUAAUGGGUAAAGUCAUUGCAAAGGGAAAAGCCACUUCGUUUCCUAGGUGGGUGCGGAAUACAUUAGAGCCUGCCAAAUUUUCCGACGACUGA